AUGGAGGACGAAGCACUUUCGACCCCUCUGUCGCUACGUACCGGUCCUGCCCUCGUGCUGACCCGAACCCGAUCCCAGGAGGCCGUCUACGCCUCCGCUGCUCCGCCGUUUGCCCAGUAUCCUCCCGACAUGGCUGUUCAGCAGCUGCGUCAUCAGGUGGGCCAAGCUGUGGACGCACAGGCGUCGCGUAGCGAUACUGUGCAACAAGCUGUUGGGGCCCAAGGCCAACGCACUUACGAACAGUUGAUGGCACUCCAUCAACAGCAACAGAUGCAGGCCAAUGCCCAGAUGGAACUCAACCAGCGACUGAUGGCUGAGCUGGCAUUGCAGCGUGACCAGCAGAACCAACUGAUGGCUCAGCUGGAAGCCCAGCGUCGUACCACUGAGAACCACGACCAAGGGCUACGAGCGGCUGCUACAUCAUCGAUUCUACAAGCGGAAGCGCUGGAAGACAUGCGGCGACGUACGAGCGCCAGAUGGCAUGCGUUUACGGCGACCCCAGCCCCUCAAACUGUCCAAGCCCCGGCGACUGUUGGUGUGCAUAUUGUGUACGGAUUUCAAGAGGUGCCCAAAGCCCCGACGUUUAAUGGAAGCACGAAGGUGCAGAAGCGUCGGUUCAUGGACCAGUAUGAAGCGUACAUGCGUGAGAUCCGUCUGGCCAAUGCACAGCGUCCUGGUGGGCAGCAAAUUCGUCAGAUGCCUCUCAGCGGCUGUAUCGACCCGCUGGCGGUGGAACGCAUAGCGUUUUGGGAAAUUGAAGCCGAGCCAUGA
This is a messenger RNA of Aphanomyces invadans, 771 nucleotides long. RefSeq lists its product as hypothetical. The coding region runs from base 1 to 771 and encodes 256 amino acids. The transcript has a single exon. The record is from RefSeq and is a predicted model, not a curated record. Lineage: Eukaryota; Oomycota; Saprolegniomycetes; Saprolegniales; Verrucalvaceae.